CGCGUUCGUACGUACGUCCGUGAUCAAGCCCGCGGCAUUGUGCGCGUGCGCCUCCACGUCUGCACCCGCUGAGCGCUCCCUAACGCCAGCAGCGGCUUCGUGUGAGGCUGGAGCGCCGUGUUCGACGCACCUGCGCUGGUAGAAAGGAGAGCGAAACCAACGGUGGCCAGUUUUGGGGGACUUAAACCGCUUUGGACCAGUUUGGGAUUUAAUUCCUCCUCUAUUGGGACUUUUAUAGUUGGAUUUCAAUCGACUCCAGCUACUGGAGCUUUGAGCUGAGGCAUCAGAUUCGCCUCUGCAGCAGUGUGAUAACACUGUCCAUUGUUCCAGAUGCUGGGAUUCUGUUCGACUGAGUAAAGAAAUGUGGGUUAAGUGGAGACCAAGUAUGUGUCCUGCCUAAGGAGAGGAAAUUAACCUUCAAGUGUGCAGUGAUGGAACAUAGAGAGGCUGGCAGAUUGCUUGUCUACCACUGGACAACAUGAAGGAGGACAUCCCAUUUUCCCUGAUAGCCAGAGGAGUCGGGUCUGACCUUUCACCAUGACUGACAUCAUCUGUUUUGAAGUUUAAAAUCUACCAGUGUACGGAGAAGGAAAACAGACUGCCUCACAGUUAAUGGAUGAUAUUCUUGUGAUUUGCUCGAAGACUGUUAGCAACCCAUGACUGUUCUCCUACGACUCCCCAAGUCACUUUGAAAAUCAUAUUUUUUAUAAGAAAUAUUUAUUUAAGUAUAUCUGACGUGAAAAAUAUUGGACAACUUCUUGGAUUCGUAUAUUUUUGCCAAAAUGGAUCUUGUAGGUUUUUCUAUCCAACUGCAGAUAUUCCUCAGCGCAUGUAUGGGACUGGAGUUUCUUGGCAUGCCAGGCCAGUGGGCACGCUACCUCCGCUGGGACGCCAGCAUUCGCGGUGAUCUCAGUUUCCAGUUUAAGACCGACGUGUCUGAGGCCAUGCUGCUGUACUUUGACGACAGCGGCUCUUGCGACUUCCUGCAGCUAGCCGUGGUUGAGGGUCGUUUGCAGCUGCGCUUCAGCAUUGACUGUGCUGAGACCACUGUGGUGUCUGACAGGCGGGUGGACGAUGGUGGCUGGCACUCUGCUGCUCUGAGCCGGUAUAACUUGCACACUGUACUGGCGCUGGAUGGCCAAGCCCGAGGGGAUCAGGUGAGGCCCCAGCGUCAGUUCAUGAAGAUUGUCAGCGACCUGUUCGUGGGUGGUGUGCCUCUGGACAUUCGCAGCGGAGCGCUCACGCUACCCAAUGUGCGGGACCUGCCACCUUUCCGGGGCACAAUCACGGACCUCAAGUAUGGCUCCAAUAAGCCUCAAUUCCUGGGAAGCUUCAAAGUGCAGCUGGAGUCUGAGGGCUGGUGUACCGACAACCCAUGUGAGAAUGGAGGCAUGUGCAUGGUGGUCGAUGGAGAACCUGUCUGUGACUGCUCCAAGACUGAAUAUAAAGGCCGCCUCUGCAAUGAAGAGGUCAGCAGCAAAAUUCCAGGCCUUGCGCAUAUGAUGGCAGAACAAGCUAAAAGCAAAGCACGAGAAGAGAACGUGGCCACAUUCCGUGGCUCGGAAUACUUCUGCUACGAUCUUUCCCAGAACCCCAUCCAGAGCAGCAGUGAUGAGAUUACGCUCUCCUUCAAGACGUGGCAGCGCAAUGGCCUCAUCCUUCACACGGGCAAGUCUGCCGACUAUGUCAACCUGGCGCUGAAGGAUGGUGCUGUGUCACUGGUCAUCAACCUGGGCUCUGGAGCGUUCGAAGCUAUUGUGGAGCCGGUCAACGGGAAGUUUAACGAUAACUCGUGGCAUGAUGUGAAAGUAACCCGGAACUUGCGUCAACAAUCAGGCAUUGGAUACGCCAUGGUAACAAUAUCAGUGGAUGGAAUUCUGACAACGACAGGCUACACCCAGGAGGACUACACCAUGCUAGGCUCUGACGACUUCUUCUAUGUGGGUGGAAGUCCAAGCACAGCAGAUCUACCAGGCUCUCCUGUUUCAAACAACUUUAUGGGCUGUCUAAAGGAGGUUGUAUAUAAGAACAAUGACAUACGUCUGGAACUGUCCCGGUUGGCCCGAAUUGUGGAUCCUAAAAUGAAGAUACAGGGCGAGGUUUCCUACAAGUGUGAAAACGUAGCAACACUGGACCCCAUAUCCUUCGAGACCCCUGAGGCUUUUAUCAGCUUGCCCAAGUGGAACACCAAAAGGAUGGGGUCUAUAUCCUUUGAUUUUCGAACGACAGAGCCCAAUGGCCUCAUUCUCUUCACUCAUGGCAAACCCCAAGAACGGAAAGAUGCUAACCGCAGCCAGAAGAACACCAAGGUGGAUUUCUUUGCCGUGGAGCUGCUGGACGGAAGCUUGUACUUGUUGUUGGACAUGGGUUCCGGAACGAUUAAGGUGAAAGCCACUCAGACAAAGGUCAAUGAUGGAGCCUGGUACCAUGUGGACAUCCAGCGGGAUGGACGGUCAGGCACCAUCUCAGUGAACAGCAGGAGAACUCCGUUCACAGCGAGUGGUGAGAGCGAGAUCUUGGACCUGGAAGGUGACAUGUACCUGGGUGGGUUGCCCAGUGACCGCACCAACCUCAUUCUGCCCACCGAGCUGUGGACGGCCAUGCUGAAUUACGGCUACGUCGGCUGCAUACGGGACCUCUUCAUUGAUGGGCGUAGUAAGGACAUCCGUCAGAUCGCAGAGGCCCAGAACGGCGCUGGUAUCAAACCAUCGUGCAAUAAGCAGCCGGGCAAGCAGUGUGAGAGCUACCCGUGCAAGAAUCGAGGCAUCUGUAAAGAGGGCUGGAACCGCUUCAUCUGUGACUGCACCGGCACUGGCUACUGGUCACGGACCUGUGAUAGAGAGGCCUCCAUCCUCUCCUACGACGGCAGCAUGUACAUGAAGGUGGUGAUGCCGACGGUAAUGCACACUGAAGCUGAGGACGUCUCCCUCCGUUUCCGCUCACAGCGAGCCUACGGCCUUCUCAUGGCUUCCACUUCCAGUAACUCAGCCGACACGCUCAGGCUGGAGCUGGAUGGCAGUCGAGUCAAACUGACAGUCAACUUAGACUGUAUCAGGAUAAACUGUAACUCCAGCAAGGGACCGGAGAUGCUGUAUGCCGGGCAAAAGCUCAAUGAUAAUGAAUGGCAUACAGUGCGAGUGGUGCGCCGAGGCAAAACCUACAAGCUUAUCGUUGAUGAUGAUGUAGCAGAAGGACAAAUGGUGGGUGACCACACCAGGUUGGAGUUCCAAAACAUUGAGACUGGCAUCAUGACUGAGAGGAAGUUUUUGUCCAGCAUUCCCUCCAGCUUCAUCGGACAUCUGCAAAGCCUCAGAUUCAACGGCAUGCUCUACAUUGAUCUGUGCAAGAACGGCGACAUCGAUUAUUGCGAACUCAACGCGCGCUUUGGGGUCCGCUCCAUCAUCGCAGACCCGGUCACAUUCAAGUCCAAGAGCAGUUACCUGAGCCUGGCCACUCUGCAGGCCUACGCCUCCAUGCACCUCUUCUUUCAGUUCAAGACCACCUCUCCUGAUGGCUUCAUCCUCUUCAACUCUGGAGAUGGGAAUGACUUCAUCGCCGUGGAGCUGGUCAAAGGCUACAUCCAUUAUGUGUUUGACCUUGGGAACGGGCCAAAUCUGAUAAAGGGGAAAAGUGCACGGGCUCUGAAUGACAAUCAGUGGCACAACGUGGCCAUCACCCGGGACAACAGCAACACACACACACUGAAAGUGGAUGCAACCACGACAAGCCAGAGCAUCAACGGAGCCAAAAACCUGGAUUUGAAGGGAGAUUUAUUCAUCGCAGGACUGGGCCCAGGAAUGUACGGAAACCUCCCCAAGUUGGUGGCUUCUCGAGAGGGCUUUCAGGGCUGCUUGGCCUCUGUGGACCUAAACGGACGUCUCCCAGACCUCCUUAGCGACGCCUUGUUCCGUAGUGGCCAGAUUGAGCGCGGAUGCGAAGGUCCUAGCACCACGUGUCAGGAGGACUCCUGCGCCAACAUGGGCAUCUGCAUCCAGCAGUGGGAGAACUACACCUGCGACUGCUCCAUGACGUCCUAUACUGGCACACAGUGCAAUGACCCUGGUACAACUUAUAUCUUUGGCAAGGGAGGCGGUUUGAUCACCUUCAAGUGGCCAGCGAAUGAACGCCCCAGCACCAGGACAGACAGGUUGACUGUCGGCUUCAGUACCUCUCUGAAAGAUGGAAUCCUGGUGCGGAUAGACAGCGCGCCAGGUCUGGGGGAUUAUCUCAUGCUGCACAUACAACAAGGCAAGAUCGGUGUGACGUUCAACAUUGGAACAGUGGACAUCAGCGUCCAGGAGAGCAGUACGCCAGUCAAUGAUGGGAAGUAUCAUGUGGUGCGGUUCACCAGAAAUGGUGGCAAUGCCACACUGCAGGUGGACAACUGGUCCAUCAAUGAACAUUUCCCAUCAGGGAACAGUGACAUUGAGCGCUAUCAAAUGGCCAAUAAGAAAAUUCCUUUCAAAUACUCCAGACCUGUAGAAGAGUGGCUACAAGAAAAAGGUCGGCAGUUGACAAUUUUCAACACUCAAGCCACAGUUGCAAUUGGAGGCAGUGAUCACAGCCGACCAUUUCAAGGCCAACUUUCUGGCCUUUAUUACAACGGCCUGAAGGUUCUGAACAUGGCCUCGGAGGGAAACCCCAACAUCAAGAUCAAUGGCAGUGUGAGGCUCGUAGGUGAUGUCCCUGGAUCAGGGGGCUCUUCUAGGACCACAGCCAUGCCUUCCGACCUGUCCACCACUUUCAUUGAGACCACCACCAUGAUGUCCACAACCACCACACGAAAACACAGAUCUUCAUCGACUGUGCAGCAUUCGUCAGAUGACAUUGGGUCAUCUGCAGAGUGUUCAAGCGACGACGAAGACCUGGAGGAGUGUGAGACCAGUCAUACAGGAGCUGAAUUAGUCAAUCCAGUACUAGAGGAUCCAUUAGCGCACCCCUCUGUAGUCCGUGCACCGUUCAUUCCCUCUCCCUCAACACACCACCUCACCAUUAAUGCGACCGCCAAAGAGUCCGUGUCCGAGGCCACUGAGGCGGGGGUACCAUGCUUGUGGGACCGAGGCAGCAAUGAUUGUGAUGAUGAUGGCUUGGUGAUACCGGGGUAUGGCUCUGGGGAAGCGAUCAAGUCAAACCUGCCCCCUACCGCUGAUGAAGAUUUUGACUCGGCCUUCUCCACGGUAACAGAUAUGACCUUGACCACGGCGGCCUUUGAUGGUGGCUACAGCUCCAAGACUUUUAGACAUAACACCCCAUCUGUCUUCAGACGCGGUAGGACUACAGCUACCGCCGUACCACUAGCCGCCGACCAGAGCCGCACCACCGCCACCUCUGCCUUCACCGAUACCCUCACCAUGGCUCCCGGUACAAUGAAUAGCCGUGAGCUAAAACCCCGGCCUGGCCUAGUGUUGCUUCCAUUGCCCACAUCCUUUGAGGUAGACGGCAGCAAGCUGAGGGGCCAUCUAAUAACCUCCCCCAUGUUCCAUAAUAUACCCACAGCACUCCCCACAGAGCCCGGCGUCAGGCGAGUUCCAGGGCCUUCGGAAGUGGUCCGGGAAUCUAGCAGCACCACCGGGAUGGUCAUCGGAAUUGUUGCGGCCGCCGCCCUGUGCAUCCUCAUCCUUCUUUAUGCCAUGUAUAAGUACAGGAACAGGGAUGAAGGCUCCUACCAGGUGGACGAAAGCAGGAACUACAUCACCAACUCAGCUGUGCAGAGCAAUGGCGCUGUGAUGAAGGACAAACAGCAGAGCUCUAAGGGCAGCAACAAAAAGCAGAAAAAUAAAGAUAAGGAGUAUUACGUGUGACUGAGUGACGAGAGAAUCACACUUCUUUCCUCGCCAGGAGGUAUGACAAAUGAUGGUAUAACAUGGAACUUGAAUAAUACUCUACUGUGCUGAGUAGUAGAACUGUCAAGUACUGUAAAAUAAAGCACACUUACUAUUGUAAGCAUAACAAGAUGGCUAACUAGCAACUUUAGAAACCUUCUAUCUGGUCAGAGACGUUAUCAGCAUAGAGAUAUUUCCCAGCCACAUCAUUCUCCCAAGUGACUUUUAGAGCAAUGUGAUCCUCAGCAUUUAACACAAAAAUAUAUACAUCUGUUUUUUGUUUGAUUGUUAUUUUGUAAAAUAACAAAAACAAUAACAAAAAAAAAUCAUAAUCUUGACCAUUUUCAGCAUGUAAACGACAUGUAGAUUUUAACAGAUGGGGAUCAAGCACACGGCGGAAAGGGACUCUUGUUGUGUUGGACAAAGAUUUCUAUGCUUUAUACAUAAAACACAUGUGGUGUCUUACUCAUGUUUGCUUCAAGCAAGAGGAAAAAAAGAAGAUUCACUGUAUAAAACAAAACAAAAGUGAGCAAAUGGGACAGACAAUGUUUGCUCUUUGAACCUGAGCGAUCUUGUCAUUGGACAAGACUGAUUUUCUUUGACGAAAAGUUGAUGGUUCUCACAGUUAUGAGGUGAUCGGAAAAAUGCAUGCCGUCCGGACUCAACGGUCCAGUCCAGUGUUGGACUCCGAUGCUACAAUUUGGAUAAUUCAGCUUGAACACAGCCCCUCUGGAAAUGUUUAAAUGCGAGGGAUGGAAAAAAAAAAUCUGGAUCUCUUGAUGUAGAGGUCAGUUGUUUAGGCACAACCAGUGGUCUUUUAUUGCAAAACUGUAUGUUGGUUCAUCGUUCUCUUUUUCUAUGGCGGUGUCUGGAAAAACACAAAUGCAGUACUACGACAUUGUUUCAAAUGUGUAUCCGGAAAUAAAUGGUGAAAGUGUGAAUUCUAUCUACUGUCACAGUCAACUGUGUGGAAAAAAAAAAGAAAAAAUGAGAGAUUUGUUUACAUAUUUUAUUACAUGCUAGCCAUUGUACUUUGUAGGUAGGAAAUUGUACAUAUACCAUGACAGUUGUAAUUUUUUAGUACCUCUAUUGUACAGGCUUAACAGCAUAUUUCAUGACGGAAAUCUAUUAACUGUUAAAUAAACUCAAAUCAGAAUGUGGAAAAUAUUAUUGAUAUUUCAGAUGGAAUACAAAUAUAUUGUUAGCCUAGAGAUACAAGCACAGCUGUUUCGAAAGUUGCAUGAAUAUUUAUCUACCUAUUCAGCAUAUUUCUCGGUCCCUUCUUCUGUACUAUGGCUUUCUUACCCUGGGCUGCUUUAUGCUUUACCAACCAGAAUAAAGUCCAAUGGAGGCUGUGAACUCAAAGGUUCCGUUCAAAUGGAUGAUUUUACUUUCAUUAUUUUCCUUCCAGGUUGGCAUGGAAUGUUGACUUUCCAUCAUCAGUUUUGUUUAACACGUGAAGACCUUAACCUUUGAGCUUCAUUAAAAAUAGAAUAUUAGUAUAAUCUAAAAUGAUGAGAAAGCGCAGUGUCAUCUUGGAGUCGAUGGGGAAACAAGGACUAAAAAAGACAACAUAAAAGUUGUACUGAAUUAUUUUCAACAUUUCAAUAUCUAUUCAUCAAUAACUAUUUAUUGUAUUUUAAUGGUUUUCCAGUAAAUUUGUAGAGAGGAGUCCUCUCAAGUUAGACAAUCUGCUUCAAGAGGAAUUUGCAGCAAACACAACAAACAGAUGAACGUCAGCUGCCUUUCUGAACAGUGAUCACCAGGGAUCCCAGUCAACACAGCUCUGUCUUUAGCAGACGCAAUCCAUGUGAGUUCCCCUUCCGCAGGUUCUUCUGUAUCUCAUGUGACGUGCUGACUCAGUGAAAACAACCGGAAAAUGUAAUGUACACUGCCAACACAAAUAAAGCCAA
Messenger RNA from Synchiropus splendidus (mandarinfish), 7735 nucleotides. It is a transcript of the gene nrxn3a, whose product is annotated as neurexin 3a. NCBI's taxonomy places the organism in Eukaryota, Metazoa, Chordata, Actinopteri, Syngnathiformes, Callionymidae. The record is from RefSeq and is a predicted model, not a curated record.